UCUUACAUGCAAAACUAUAGCAUGUCGAUGUGUUAUAUAUUACUUUAACCUAUAGUCUAUCAUGUAUCCAUUACUUCAAGAUUAGUAGUGAGGUUUCUGCAGUUCUGCUAUUAUAUUAUUUGAAGUUACUAGAACGAUCACAAGGAAAAAUUGUAAAGAAAGAAGAAAAAUAAACAUUUGUUGAGGCAAAACAAAAACAGACCCUGGUGUUCUUUUUAUUCAUUGGUGGGAUGAAUGAAAUUCUAUUGGAUAUUGGGCACAAAAAAUGUCAUCAACAAUGGAAGGUAUGCUGGUAAGGACAACUGCACCAGGAAUUUGCAACGAAAGACUAUUCAAGGGAAAGUGUGUGGAUCAAAUUCAAGUUCUCAAAGAAAACCUUCGAGUUGGGAGUGCACGCUAUCACAACUCAGGGAACAUCAUUGUAAAUGGGCUCAACAAUGCCAAGCCCAAGAGUUAUGAACCGUCGAUUCGUGGUCAAACCCGAGCUCAAGCCAUUUACACACCGGUGUCUGACCCUACUCCAACUACCCAAAAGCGAGUGUUUACUUUUGGCAAAGGAAGGAGUGAAGGCAACAAGGGCAUGAAGACUUUGUUGGGAGGGAAGGGAGCAAACCUUGCAGAAAUGGCAAGCAUUGGGUUAUCUGUACCGCCAGGACUUACCAUAUCAACAGAAGCAUGCCAAGAAUAUCAGCUGAAUGGAAAGAAGUUGCCUGAAGGUUUAUGGGAGGAGAUAUUGGAAGGUUUGGAGACUGUGGAGAAGGACAUGGGAGCGUUCCUUGGUGAUCCUUCUAAGCCCCUUCUUCUCUCUGUCCGCUCUGGUGCAGCGAUUUCCAUGCCUGGCAUGAUGGACACUGUCCUCAACCUCGGGCUUAAUGAUGAGGUAGUUGCAGGUUUGGCAUCAAAAAGUGGAGAGCGCUUUGCUUAUGACUCGUACAGACGUUUUCUAGACAUGUUUGGAGAUGUUGUAUUGGGAAUUCCACACACAUUAUUUGAGGAAAAGUUAGAAAUGUUGAAGAAUGCAAAAGGAGUCAAACUUGACACUGGACUAACAUCCUCUGACCUCAAAGAGCUGGUGGAACAGUACAAGAAUGUUUACCUUGAAACCAAGGGUGAAAAGUUUCCUUCAGAUCCCAAACAGCAAUUACUGUUGGCUGUUAAAGCUGUUUUUGAUUCUUGGGAUAGCUCAAGGGCCAUUAAAUACCGGAGCAUCAAUCAGAUAACUGGUUUGAAGGGAACUGCAGUAAACAUUCAAUGCAUGGUGUUCGGGAACAUGGGAAAUACUUCAGGGACAGGUGUUCUAUUUACUAGAAAUCCUAGCACUGGUGAGAAGAAGCUCUAUGGGGAGUUUCUAAUCAAUGCUCAGGGAGAAGAUGUGGUUGCUGGAAUUAGGACACCAGAAGACUUGGACACCAUGAAAAGUUGCAUGCCUGAAGCUUACAAGGAGCUUGUGGAGAACUGCGAAAUUCUAGAGCGACAUUACAAAGAUAUGAUGGACAUUGAAUUCACCGUCCAAGAAAAUAGGUUGUGGAUGUUGCAAUGCCGUUCUGGAAAGCGUACUGGUAAAGGUGCAGUAAAGAUAGCUGUAGACAUGGCAAAUGAAGGGCUUGUUGAUAUGCGCUCUGCAAUUAAGAUGGUGGAGCCACAACAUCUUGACCAACUUCUUCAUCCACAGUUUGAGGAUCCGACUGCUUAUAAAGACAAAGUGGUUGCCAAGGGCUUGCCAGCAUCUCCAGGGGCUGCAGUGGGGCAGAUUGUGUUUGGAGCUGAUGAUGCUGAAGCAUGGCAUGCACAAGGAAAGAGUGCCAUCUUGGUAAGGACAGAGACCAGCCCUGAGGAUGUGGGGGGUAUGCAUGCAGCUGUUGGUAUCUUAACAGCUAGAGGUGGCAUGACAUCUCAUGCAGCUGUUGUAGCGCGUGGGUGGGGAAAGUGUUGUGUUUCCGGCUGUUCUGAAAUCCGUGUAAAUGACAAUGAGAAGUUUGUUGUGAUUGGGGAUAUGGUGAUUAAGGAAGGAGAAUGGCUCUCACUCAAUGGGUCAACAGGUGAAGUGAUAUUGGGAAAACAACCACUCUCUCCACCCGCUUUAAGUGGCGACUUGGAGAUCUUUAUGUCUUGGGCUGAUAAGAUAAGGCAACUCAAGGUCAUGGCAAAUGCUGACACACCUGAAGAUGCACUAACAGCAAGAAACAAUGGUGCCCAAGGGAUUGGCCUUUGCAGGACAGAGCACAUGUUCUUUGCUUCAGAUGAAAGGAUAAAGACUGUUAGGAAGAUGAUAAUGGCAGUUACUCCUGAACAAAGGAAGGUAGCUCUGGACUGUUUGUUACCUUAUCAAAGAUCUGACUUUGAAGGAAUUUUCCGUGCAAUGGAUGGCCUGCCAGUAACAAUCCGACUGUUGGAUCCUCCACUUCAUGAAUUUCUUCCAGAAGGUGACCUACAACAGAUUGUAAGCGAACUAACUACAGAGACAGGAGUAAAUGAAGAUGAAGUUUUUUCAAGAAUUGAAAAGUUAUCAGAAGUAAAUCCCAUGCUUGGUUUCAGAGGCUGCAGGCUAGGGAUAUCAUAUCCAGAACUCACUGAAAUGCAGGCACGUGCAAUCUUUCAGGCUGCUGUCUCAAUGAGCAACCAAGGUGUUAAAGUUUUUCCUGAGAUAAUGAUUCCCCUUGUUGGAACACCUCAGGAACUAGGACAUCAAGUGAGUUUGAUACGAAGUGUUGCUAAGAAGGUGUUCUCUGAGAUGGGUUCCUCCUUGAACUAUAAGGUGGGGACCAUGAUUGAAAUCCCUAGAGCUGCUCUAGUUGCAGAUGAGAUUGCAAAGGAAGCAGAGUUCUUCUCCUUUGGAACCAAUGAUCUCACACAGAUGACCUUUGGUUACAGUAGAGACGAUGUUGGCAAGUUUCUCCCUAUUUACCUAGCCCAAGGCAUUCUACAGAAUGAUCCAUUUGAGGUACUUGAUCAAAGAGGUGUUGGUCAACUCAUCAAGAUUGCCACAGAAAGGGGUCGUGCAGCUAGGCCUAGCUUAAAGGUUGGAAUAUGUGGAGAGCAAGGUGGGGAUCCUUCUUCCAUUGCCUUCUUUGCAGAGGCUGGACUGGACUAUGUUUCAUGUUCUCCAUUCAGGGUUCCUAUUGCUAGGCUCGCAGCUGCUCAAGUUGCUGUCUGAGAGGAUUAACUACUUCAACACAUUGCUUGACCUUGUGUAGUAAUUGCAGUUGAAUAUGCAUAUAACAUAUACAGAAACAUUGAAUAAUUACAUUGGUGUAGAAGACAAAGGCAAGGAGAAAGGGAAUGCUAUCAACAUUAUACAAGUGAAAAAGAAUGGACAAGUCGUCCUAUGGAGAAGAGGGGAUCAGUAUUUAUGGUUGAUAGGAAAUCCUCUGUGAAUAAUAAUUCUGCUGUUUAGAGUUUUAAAAAUAAAUUAAUUUGUACAUUCAAAAGAAAUAUGUAACUGUAAACAACUCGAACUGAGGGGGAAAAAGAAGAAGCUAAACAAGUCAUAAUUUGGGUACAAGUUACAUCAGCACAUUUUGCAGGGCUGUACCAUGUAUAUAUAAUGCUUGGAUCUCUUGUAACUCAACCAAAUAUAUUAUAGCUUGCUUCUCUAUUGCACAUACAUGGAACAAUGGUAGAACUUUAGAUUGUAGAAUGAAA
Quercus lobata is the source of this 3642-nucleotide messenger RNA. Its product is annotated as pyruvate, phosphate dikinase, chloroplastic-like. NCBI's taxonomy places the organism in Eukaryota, Viridiplantae, Streptophyta, Magnoliopsida, Fagales, Fagaceae. Bases 266 to 3154 code for a protein of 962 amino acids. Gene Ontology annotation, molecular function: pyruvate, phosphate dikinase activity; kinase activity; ATP binding. The transcript is spliced from 21 exons. The record is from RefSeq and is a predicted model, not a curated record. Gene Ontology annotation, biological process: pyruvate metabolic process; phosphorylation.